Molecule: messenger RNA, 2820 nt
Organism: Lodderomyces oxycetoniae
Lineage: Eukaryota; Fungi; Ascomycota; Pichiomycetes; Serinales; Debaryomycetaceae
Gene: UPC2
Product: Upc2p
Exons: 1
Coding region: 1-2820 (939 amino acids)
Biological process (GO): regulation of transcription by RNA polymerase II
Molecular function (GO): zinc ion binding; DNA-binding transcription activator activity, RNA polymerase II-specific
Source: RefSeq, a predicted model, not a curated record
AUGACUAGCAUUGGAAACCAGAUAUCGGUAGAGAAUCUUUCCAAGCAGCCUUUUGAUCAGAAUGGUAGACAAGAAAUACAAAGGCAUCUGCUAUCAUCGUCGUCUAAGAGUAAGAGCAUUGCCAAUGACGGGAAAGAUGACCUAGAAACGUUAUUAAACGCGUCUCUACAAUCUUCAGUACCAGUGCCAGGCGCCGGAACUAUUGGCGCCAGUGCUGCUAUUGCAUCUGCAUCUGCUGCUGCUGUUUCACCACCAUCACAAAUCGUCCCAAUUGAGCCCCCCAAGACCUCUACAGGGAAGCGGAAAUAUCAUCAGAAAUCUCGACACGGAUGCUCAACGUGUAAGCGAAGAAGAGUGAAAUGCGAUGAACAGAAACCAAUUUGCGGGAAUUGCAUCAAACUAAAACUAGAUUGUGGAUAUCUAAAGCUAGAAGAAGUAACUGCUGCUUCUACUGCUUCUGCUGGAAGCAAUGACUUAGAGCCAGCAUUGAAAAAGGCAAAGAAAGAAAAGAAACUAAAAGAGGUUUCCAAAAAGCUUUCAACAAAGAAAAGGUCAAAGAAAGAAACGAUGCAGAGUGCAACUGCCAUUGCAGAGCAAUCAUCGGCCAUUUCAUCACGAUGUAGCAGCGUCAAUGAUAUUCAAAAUGAUCUAGAAUCAGCAUCUUCGCUUCAACAACAAGCCACACCUUCCCUUACGCCAAGUCCAAGUCUCACCCAAACCACCAAUAACUUUAUUGACAAAAUUGCUUCACAAGUGGUUGGAAAUCGUAUUUCCCAAUCACAUAAUAAUCCACUAAGUGCACUUUCUUCAGGCUUGCUCAGUGCAGGAAAUUUAAACAAUUUAAAUAUUGCCCAUUUGGUCAAUAACAUUUCGGGAUUAGGCGGAGAUGUAGGUGGCAAUUUGAGUAGUUUAAUGAAUUUGGGUAAUUUAUCAAGUCUAUCAAACUUGGCUACAUUAGCUCAGCUACCCAUUGAUUUAAACUGUUUAGGUGGGUUGAGCGGUGGUAGUAGUAGUAGUGGUGGUGGUGGUAGUACUAGUGUAACGGGGAUGAUGGAGAGCUUAUCGGCGAAUCUUUUGAACAGUGCAGGAUCCGGUGCAAGCCCUUUGGCAAAUAUAUUGGGUGUUAGCCAGAACCAGGCAAUCAUGGGCCAGCAGCAGCAGCAGCAGCAACAACAACAACAGGCACAGCAGGCACAGCAGACACAACAGGCGCAACAGGCGCAACAACAACAGACUAACGCUUUACAUGAAGCAAUAGACUCGCAAAUGAGUUACCGUUCUACCAAUGCCGCUGCGAGCUCAGCAUUUACAAUUCCGGAAACCGAUGAAUCAUUGAAUCAACAAGAUUUACCUAACACUAUAUCCAACCUAAUGUCACUGCACCUACCAUCUUCCUCCGAACCAAUGACUAAUCCUCAUCCACCUCCACCUUUACCACUACAUCUAUCACAAACAAUGAACUCAAAUAAUCUAAACAUGUUAGAUUUGAAGCUUAUGUUUCAUUAUACUUCACAGGUUGCCAAUACCAUUACUGGAGCAGGCAUUUCAGAGACAAACAUAUGGUUACGAGAUAUACCGAUGUUGGCAUUUGAACAUCCCUUUUUAAUGCACUCGUUACUAGCGUUCAGCGCUACCCACUUAUCACGUACUGAAACUGGAUUAGAUCAGUGUGUUACUUCACAUCGUGGUGAUGCCCUACGGCUAUUGAGGGAGGCCGUAUUGAACAUUAAUGCAGAUAAUACCGACGCUUUAGUAGCAAGUGCAUUAAUUUUGAUUAUGGAUUCCUUGGCCAAUGCUUCGUUUCCUUCGAGUACUUCACCAAAAUCCUUGCCUGCCUCAGCAUGGAUAUUUCAUGUUAAAGGAGCAGCAACUAUAUUGACUGCAGUGUGGCCACUUACUGAGAGCAGUAGGUUUUACAAGUUCAUUAGUGUUGACUUGGGAGAUUUAGGUGAUAUAAUCAAUCAAAAGACCAACUUAAAUCAAGCUGGUUCAUCAUCAUCAUCAUCAUCAACAACAACAACAACAACAUCAACAACAACAACAUCAACAACAACAUCAACAUCAACAUCAACAUCGACGGAAUCUUCACAAAGAAUAUAUACCGACUUGGAGUGUCAUGAUGCAGAUAUCGCCGAUUUGUACCCUGUUGAAAUCACCUCGCCUUAUUUAAUAACUUUGGCGUAUUUGAAUAAACUACAUAAAGAAAGGUACAAAUCAGAUUUCAUUUUACGAAUAUUUGCGUUUCCUGCCUUGUUAGAUAAACAAUUUAUGUCAAUGUUGAUGUCGGGGGAUGUAAAAGCAAUGAGAAUAAUGAGGUCUUACUACAAGUUGCUUCGAGCAUUUACAAUGGAGAUGAAGGACAAAGUAUGGUUUUUAGAGGGCGUUGCACAAGUUUUGCCUUCCAAUGUCGAGGAAUACGCUGGCGGCGCUGGAGGUAUGCACAUGAUGAUGGAUUUUCUUGGAGGAGGCCCUGAUAUAGCUGAUGAUUAUGGUGAGGAAUUUCAAGAAGAGAUUGAGUUUAUGAGCAACACGAAAAAUGACGAUAACAACAACAUUGGUAAUAAUAAUAAUGUUAAUAAUAACAAGAACAAUAGUACUAAUGAUAAUACUACCAACAGUGAUAAUAAUAAUAAUAAUAACAACAACAACAACAACAAUAAUGACGAUGAUGAUAAGACGAAUAUGAGGAGUACAAGUACGCAAAUCAGCAAUAUGAUGAGUCCAACAGUUGCAUUAACAGAUACAAAUGACUUACCAAGUGAUAUUACGAGUGAGCUCGAUAUUAUGCAAAGCGACCAUGGAUUUAUAAGCUUAAAAUAA